AUUUUGAAGAUCAGAUCAAAUAUGAUGUUUAUUUUCUAUAAGGAAAAUCGUGAUAACGGAAUCCGUGGAUUAUGGAUAUUAUGAUCAGAUAAUGAUUUCAAUACCAUAUACAUGUAAUUAGCGAACAAAAUUGUUCACGCAUUGUAAAAUAAAGGCUAUGUGUAAAUCUCUGAUCGAUUUAUAAGAAUUGAAUAUGUCAACUAAAUGUGAUAACCAUCACAAUUACCUGCCUAUUUUUUUUAGAUUCACUGUCUUUCGAAGAGGAUAGAAUGAAUGAUACAAAUAAAAUAGAGGGAAAACAGGUACUUGUAGGAGUGAUUUCAGAACUUUUAGGAAGCCUUGUUAUCGUGCUCCAGCAUGCUUUUGCAAUAUUUCUGAUAUCAAAAUGUAGAAUAGUACAAAAUUCUAUUAAAAUUUUGGUGACAAACUUGUGCAUUAUCGACAUUAUAGCCGGUGUCUGGGGAUGCAUCAGAGCAUUGUUCAGAUUAGGUUCCACAGACGAGGAAAUGAAUUGCAGAAUGGAUAUCUUAUUUACCACAUGUAUUUUUAAUGUGUCUGCCUUUUUGGUUUCUGCGAUCGCUAUUGACAGAUAUAUCAGUGUAUUUUUUCCAAUGAAGUAUAUUCAGCAUGUCACAAAGCAUGCAUUAACUCUUGUAUGUUGGAUUUUAUGGAGUAUAGGAGCAUUGAUUUCAUUUACAACUAUGUUUAUGGAGUUUACAUACACAGAAAAAGGGUGCGAAUUACGAAUGUCUCAAAAAGAAAUUUACCCCUGGUUUCUUAUAUUUUUACGAGUAAUUUGCAUAUCUGUGAUGGCUUUUUCAUACACGAGUAUAUAUGUGAAAAUCAUCUCAUUGGAGAAAAUAUAUAGUAGUGGGAUGAAACAUGGUGAAUUGCGACCCAUUAUAAAAAUUCUUCUCAUAGUCGCACCACAUUUAGUUCUACAUGUAUUAUACAUCAUUUUAUUCCUUCUGAAACCCUUUAUCAAGCAGACCUCAACAAGGGCUCUGACUAUACAGUCCAUUUUCACCACAGCCGUAAUGUUCCUUGAUUCUAUAAUUUAUGUAUUUAGGUUUAAGGAAUGUAGAUUAAAUGUAUCUAUAUAUCUCUGCUACUGCAGAAAGAAAUUCAAAGAUGCACAAAUCCAGAAGAGGACUUUGAUGUACGGAACAUUUCUAAAUACAGAAAAGAACACUUAUUCCACAGAAAAUCUUAAUAAUGAUGUAGUAUUAUAGAAUUGAUCCGUAAUAUUCAGUGCGUUUGAAAAUUGUAAACAAUUUGAUUUUACUGUGAAUAUGACCAAAGAUAUAUAUAUGAAACGUUAUUAUACUAGUCAACAAAAGAAACGAUACAUGAAUUUGGAAUCAAAUUUGGUAUCAAAAAGUAUUAAAGUCAUAUGAAACGAGUGAGUGGUGAAAAAUAACGUUUAUCCAAUUCUUGAACCAAUGCAUGUA
Mytilus trossulus (common blue mussel) is the source of this 1451-nucleotide messenger RNA. RefSeq names its product adrenocorticotropic hormone receptor-like. Lineage: Eukaryota; Metazoa; Mollusca; Bivalvia; Mytilida; Mytilidae. Bases 270 to 1232 code for a protein of 320 amino acids. The record is from RefSeq and is a predicted model, not a curated record. Gene Ontology annotation, molecular function: G protein-coupled receptor activity. Gene Ontology annotation, biological process: G protein-coupled receptor signaling pathway. The transcript has a single exon. Gene Ontology annotation, cellular component: membrane.